Molecule: messenger RNA, 881 nt
Organism: Colletotrichum phormii
Lineage: Eukaryota; Fungi; Ascomycota; Sordariomycetes; Glomerellales; Glomerellaceae
Exons: 1
Coding region: 311-763 (150 amino acids)
Source: RefSeq, a predicted model, not a curated record
CCGCUUAUCUCACGCCCCUCCAACUCGCGUGCCUCUCUCUCUAGGAACGCUUGCUUUCAUCGAGUCACGACGUCCCGCCGCCCGACCUACCUAUCGCACUACACCGCGUACAGCGAAGAUCAGAAUCGUUCAACACGGGAUGAUUCGCUGCCGCGAGCUACGAUUUAGACCAAAGAAGUGUCCGGCAACACUGGCGGUGGCUUUGGCCCUCUAUCUUUCCAGGACUCAUUGGAUGGCCUUACACCAAUUAGGGCGAUAUGCCACCAGUCUUUUCGAAUAACCUCUCGUCAAUAUCACAGGCUGGCAGGUCAUGGUUUGUAGCCAACUGGCGCUCGUCCCCUCAGCAGCUUUCAUGCACAUCACUCUACACUUUUACACUGGUCCACGCUUUUUUGCUUCUCCUGCAGGCUCUGCGUUAGGCUUCCAGAGUCCCAAGGGCUACACUUGCGGGUUACCAUUGAAUUCAUCAUCACGCACAAUGCCUCGCCAGUCAAAAUAUGCUUCGACUGCGCCAUCAAUUACCUGCACGGUUCUCUGCGAUCCUCCCGGUAUCUGCACGGUGUCGUCAACGGGGCCGCUUGAAUCGCGUCUUGAUAUUUCACUGACUAGGAACAGAACACGAUUUCGGCCAUGUGGAGAAUAUCGGGCCCCAGAGCCAUCCCGCUUUCGACUCUUGCCAUCCGAUCCGGGCCAAGGCUUCAACCUGACCGUUACGGUGGCCUUACGGAACACCGUCCUCGCUUGCUGCUCAGUACGGACAUGAGCUUGGUAGAGUGGACCUUUCGGGGAUUAAACCGACAUCAUACUUCGUACGGGACCAACAAAAACAAGAAGUCGGUAAUGCGAUAUUCUUUGCUCAUUUUCUUUCCGAAUCGCUGCAG